AUGGCAAGCCCAGAUCAAGAUUCCCUAUCGCCGUCGAAUGUUGGCCAGGCGGCGCGGUCACCUCAGUUUGAUUUCAACAACAUUGCGGCUAUGACCGACUACUCGGAUGUACAUUUGACACAGCCGCUGGGGGCAUCAGAAAUGGAGUCUGUCGAUACUUCGCGUGACCCAAUACUAUCUACAACUCAGUCUACUCUUCAACCGUUUUCUCCGCAGCCCGUCAGCCAACUGUCCCCCCAAGGCGCAGCACCAGACCUGACGCAUUCUUCCGCAUCCACCCCUGCGCAGGCCCAACCCCAACCCCAACCCCGUAUCGUCGGCGGCUUUGAAGUUGAUGAUGACCCUGAAGAUGAAGAAGGGACCCCGGAUGGAAAAGACGAGGUUGAUGUCUAUGAUCCAGCCGUUGGCUUGGAUUUCGAUGUCUCUACACCUGCCCCUGCAAGCCCGUUUGAUAGAACUUCCCAGUCACCAGAACAAGAAAAUGGAAUCACUCCUGCUCCUGUCCAGGCAACUGGUAGUCCCGCUGACAUUUCUUCUUCCACUCUUGCCGUUGGUGUUGAUGCACCACGUACUGCAACCGCCACACCUGUUCAAACUGCCUCUAAUGUUCCACCUCAGCCUGAUCCGCCUCGCUCUCCUGUGAACGGUGCUGUCGCUCCAGGCUUGCCCAAGUCUCGACUAGCUCAUGACGUGGUUGGUAUCUUGGAAGAUCGCAUCAAAGACGACCCACGUGGAGACAUCGAUGCAUAUCUCGAACUGAUUCACGAAUUCAAAAGUCGACACAAACAAGAUGAAGUCCGCCGGGUAUACGAGCAGUAUCUUUCUGUGUUCCCCUUUGCUGCUGAACAAUGGUGUGCUUACGUGAGGUGGGAGGAAGAACACGACAGGAUGCGCGCCAUGGAGACCCUUUUCAACCGGUCUCUCCUCGAAGUCCUGGAUGUGCAGCUAUGGUCCUUAUACAUCAACUAUGUACGCCGUCGCAACAGUAUGCAGACGGGCGAUAUUGCCCGAUCUUACAAUAUUAUCAAUGACGCCUUCAGCUUCGCUCUCAAGACUAUCGGCAUGGACAAGGAUUCCGGAAGCCUCUGGCAAGACUACAUCCACUUCUUGAAGACUGGUCCAGGGACCGUGGGGGGCACAGGCUGGCAAGACGGGGCUAAGGUCGAUACUCUACGAGAAGCUUACCAGAAAGCCAUUGCGGUGCCCACCGCGGCGACGACCACCCUAUGGAAAGAGUACGAUGCAUUCGAGACGGGCCUGAGCAAGAUCAAUGGCCGGAAAUAUCUCCAAGAGAAGUCCCCCGUCUAUAUGACAGCCAGAACAGCAUAUACGCAGUUGCAGAACUUAACCAAGGACCUGAGGCGGACCUCGAGGCCACGGUUACCGCCCUCGCCUGGAUUCCAAGCCCACGACGAUUACAUGAAGCAAGUCAGUCUCUGGAAGCAGUGGAUUGACUGGGAAAAAGAGGACAAUCUCGUGCUCAAAGAUGAGGAUCUUGCGCUGUUACGGAGUCGAAUCUUGUUCACCUACAAACAAGCUCUGAUGGCGCUCCAAUUCUGGCCGGAGAUUUGGUAUGAUGCCGUAGAAUUCUGUUUUGCCAACGGUCUCGACAGCGACGGUGUCAAGCUGCUCAACCAAGGCAUUGCAUCCAAUCCCGAAUCACCUUUACUCGCCUUCAAACUCGCCGAUCGCAUUGAGUCAUCCACGCAGAACGACGAAGGAAACGACCCAGGCGCCAAAGAGAGGAUGAAGAAGAUACGAGAACCAUACGACAGAGUCCUGGAUGCCCUGUAUGAAUUGAUCAAGAAAGGGUCUGCACGAGAAAAGCAAGACAUUCAAAACGCAGAACUAGCAGCUACCACGAAUGGAGAUGGUAGUGGGUCUGGCGAAGACGAAAUCAAUGCCGCCAAUGUGACUGCAAAGAAGGCCAUGCUCGACAACGAAAUCGAGAACAUCAAGAAAGCGGCUCACGUGCAGACAAGUCUGCUUAGCCGCAUGAUUUCACACGUGUGGAUUGCUUUGAUGCGCGCGACCCGAAGAGUGCAAGGGAAAGGGUUGCCUACUGACCGUGGCCCAAGUGGCUUCCGUGCCGUGUUCGGAGAGGCUCGCAAGCGAGGGAAACUCACGAGCGACUUCUACGUGGAGUCGGCAAGGAUUGAGUGGCAAUGCUACCGCGACCCGACCGGGACCAAGAUCCUAGACCGGGGUAUGAAGCUCUUCCCGGAGGAUGACUACCUUCCUUUGCAGUAUAUCAAGCAUUUGUUCGAGAUCAACGACGUCACAAACGCACGAGCUGUGUUCGAGACGACAGUCAAGAGACUCCUCGCCCAUGACGAUGCAGAGCACACUGCAAAGGCCAAACCACUGUUUGCAUAUCUUCAUGACUAUGAAUCCAAGUAUGGAGAAUUGGCCCAACUCCAGGCUCUUGAGGACAGGAUGCGGAAACACUUUCCGGAAGAUCCCACUCUCAAGCUAUUUUCCAGCCGGUAUAGCACACCAGCUUUCGACACCAUCAACGUCCACCCAGUCAUCUCCUUGCAGCAGAUUCGGCCUCGUCAAGGCACGGUGGUGCCAUCAGUGGAGGUCCCAGAGCCCAUCAACUCACCUAUUCAAAAGGUGGUUGACUCCAUAACUACCAGUUCUCCCAAGCGGCCCUUCCCCGAUGAGUUCGACGAUGUUGGUCCCCGGAAAAUAGCACGGGGCGAAUCACCUCUCAAAGGAGCUGCCGGCCGUCGGAUGAAUCAACAACAGCAACAACGUCAAGCCAACAACCCUCCCGCCGGACUGCCGCCGUUCCCCGUGCCUCCUCCAUUACCUCCUCAAAUCGCCUAUCUCCUUAGCAUACUCCCCAAGGCAUCAACAUAUGUCGACGCCCGACUGGACGCAGCCAAGAUGGUAGAACUUAUUAGAGACGUUCACCUUCCUCCUCCGGCAGCAGUUGGUGGGCAGCAUCAUCCUCCACCAGCACCAGUCCCGGCCACCAGUUGGGCACCAUAUCAGCCACAUCAACAUCAACCUGUAGCGAUGCCGCCGCAAGGCUACAACAUUGCUCCUCCUGGCGUGACGCAAGGACAGUAUGGAAGUGCACCGUUUCGCUAUGCAUAA
This is a messenger RNA of Capronia epimyces CBS 606.96, 3105 nucleotides long. RefSeq lists its product as uncharacterized. The record is from RefSeq and is a predicted model, not a curated record. NCBI's taxonomy places the organism in Eukaryota, Fungi, Ascomycota, Eurotiomycetes, Chaetothyriales, Herpotrichiellaceae. Bases 1 to 3105 code for a protein of 1034 amino acids. Gene Ontology annotation, biological process: mRNA 3'-end processing. The transcript is spliced from 4 exons. Gene Ontology annotation, cellular component: nucleus. Gene Ontology annotation, molecular function: mRNA binding; protein binding.